AUGCCGAUUGCCCGGUCUCGGGUUGUGCGGGCAAUAUCUACCACUGGAUGUACUGCCUGCCUGCCCUUCACGACGAAUAUGGCCGGCCGCGGUGUCGAAGCAGCGACUAGAAAAAGUCUGGCUCUGGGUGAUAUAUUCGCAACAUGUUAUUCGACCAUAUUCGCCAUCGCUGCCUUGGUAGAUUUGAAAGCGAAAAAAAAAAGACGGCACGAAUGGGAUCGCUUGAUUGCAGAGGCGCGUCUAGGGCCGCCAUCAGCUGAGGAAUCGCUGUCUCCAGUGGAAACAGAUGCACAGUCGCAGUCAUUAUGUUAUAUCCCAAUCGAAACACCUUCAAAUAGUGAGGAUGUGGCGGUGGGCUCUGCUAUUUUACGGCCCAGGGUGCGCCACUCCCAGCGACCCAAGUUAAAUACCCACGUAUUCUAUCGACAAUUUUCUUCCACCUACCAACCUCCGAACGAUAUCAGUCUAAAUUAUCUACCAAUUGAUACUAUUUCAGAUGCUUCGCUCACAGCAUAUACGCACAAGGAACUGGACCCUGAUGCGCCCGAACGCGAUAUCACGGACCCGUCCGAACUAUAUCUUUUACAAGUCAAUAUUAACAACCUAGUAUCCAAACUUCUCCAAAAAUCAACGUUUUACUGGACUGGAAGUAGAUCUGACAAUGAAGGUCAUGAUAUCCCCUUAAAAGAACAAUUAGAAGAGCUGAAGCAGUGCCUUCAAUCCCUAGAGACAUCAAACGAAUUGUUACCGCAGUAUGUUCAAGUGAACCUUGAAAUAGCAAAGAUGGAAGCAAGAGAGUUUAAUGCCAUACUCUGGAAUAUUUGCAACAAAGCAAGGCAAGAUGAAGAUAGCCUAAAUCUCAUGAUCGCCAAAAUCUGUUAUAAUCUCCUCAUUUCGUCAGUACCUCCUAACAUUGAGACCUACAAUAUACUAUUGACUGAAUUUGCUCUGAUAAAUCAGCAUGAUUUAGCUGAGGAAAUUCUCGAAUCAUUCUGGUACAGCAGAUUAAGACCCAAUAAGAAGACAAUAGAGCUCAUCAUUCUUCACUACAAAGCUACCAAGAAUAGAAAAGGUUUAGAUAAAAUAGUAAGACAUAUGAGAGGUGUGGAAGGUGACCUUAUGAUGAGCUCCAUUGAUGCCAGUAGUCAACGGCCUAGCUGGCCCUCCCCUGAAGAGUAUCAACAGGGACUGAAACAAUUUGAGUUGAACGAAAAAACAAUCCGCAGACAAAUGCGGAUGAAUAAGCUAUUUUAUCGCUCUGGCAAUUUGUACAAGAAGUCGCCGCGCGAUGGACAUAUCUUUGAUGCCCUUAUAACGGCCCAUCUCGAAUUGAAGGGAUUAAGGUCAGCGGCUCGGUAUGUCGCAGCUGCAGUUCGAGAGGGAUUCAGAGUUAAAGCGGCGACUUUGUGUGUAGUAAUUAGAACUAGUAUACAACUUGCAGAUUUCACCACAAGCCUAAAGCUACUGAUGAUUAUUCUUUCACAGUGGAAAAUUUCAGGGUACCAAGCGCAAAUCCCCCUCACACCUUUAUUAAGACACGAAAUUAAACGGCUCUUGUACUUCUGCGGCAUCGAUCCGCAACGAGGCGUUGAUGGGCAUCUCCCAUUAAGAAUCACCAAAUACACAGAGGAUAUGAUUCUUCAGGAAACAGAAUACCCCAAGGAGGCGUUAAGGAAAAUGUUACAUAUUAUGAAGAUAGACGACAUAAUGGAUCAAAUAGAUAGAAUAUCAGUUCUCAUUAUGUCAGUGGGUAAAGCUCUCAAGGAUCAGGGAGAUCUUACCACCUUGGAUACCGGAGUGAAAGAAGCGCUUCGCGUCCUAGGUGAAUUAUCAAAUACUAAACAAAAAAGCCAAGUCGAAAAUAAGGAACAGCUUGACCUAGUGGAAGGAAGGGCCCUCACCAUCCAUGGACUCGAGGCCAAUUUGGUAACAACUAUCUCAGUGAAAGUUGAGUUAGUGGCACGCUUGCUGAUGAUAAGGAUACAGCGGUGCGCCAUCAGGCUCGAAAGGAUGGCUUCUAUAGAUUCUCAGAGCAAGGUUAAUUCAGCCAGGAUGAACAUUUUACAAAAUCUAAGUAUUCAUGUGGGCAUACUACAUUCCCAGUUAAGGAUAGAGACGCAUCUUAAUCUUUGGUGGAUUCGAAGACUAGGGUUCAUUGCGACCACCUUCCGGUCCGAUGCUCAACACUAUAGGUUGUUUACAGUCAUCCGGAAUCUUAACCGUGUUGAGCUAAAAACCAAUAACUUGUGGACAAAUAUGAUAUCUAAUGGAGAGUGUCACCUCCAAGCUAUGUGA
Blumeria graminis f. sp. triticale is the source of this 2295-nucleotide messenger RNA. Lineage: Eukaryota; Fungi; Ascomycota; Leotiomycetes; Helotiales; Erysiphaceae. The record is from the annotation of a GenBank genome assembly.